AGGUGGGCAGUGUGGCGCGUCCAGCGCGUGCGGGGCCGGUUUGAGUGACGGGGGGCAGCUGUGGAGCUGGAAGGAGAAUUUCUCCCCUGUGACUGCGUGCGCGGUUGUGGAGCGCCCGAUCCGGAGGCAACGUGAGGAGCGCGCAUACCUCCAGAAAACGGACCAGAAGACUGCGCUCGACAGCUGAGGCGUUUGUAAGCAAAGACGCCGGGGGACGAGGUGAAUAAUUCAUCUUCAACAGGGCCAAGGAGAUCUCUAAAAAAGCCACACGACUUGGGGGUCCAUAGCAUGGGAGCGCUAUGUUGUCCAGGAAAGGACUCAUUCCAGAGGAUUAUUUGCUGACACGUCUGGCUGAGGAUGUGCUGCGGCCAAAGUGUUUCAAGGCCAAACCGGGGAAAGCACGGUUCGUCACCAAGAACGGCACCUGCAAUGUAGCGCACACCAACAUCAGAGAACAAGGUCGAUUCUUGCUGGACGUCUUCACCACUCUCGUGGAUUUAAAAUGGCUCCACACGCUCAUCAUUUUCACCAUGUCAUACCUGUGCAGUUGGCUCCUUUUCGGGAUGAUCUGGUGGCUCAUCGCGUUCGCGCAUGGCGACCUGGACCAGAGGGGAGACGACUUUGUCCCGUGCGUAACGGACAUUCACUCCUUCUCCUCCGCUUUCCUCUUCUCGAUAGAGGUCCAGGUGACUAUCGGCUUCGGGGGCCGGAUGGUCACAGAGGAGUGCGUCUCCGCCAUCGUCGUCCUGAUCGUGCAGAACAUCGUCGGACUGCUCAUCAACGCCAUCAUGCUCGGUUGCAUCUUCAUGAAAACCGCGCAGGCCAAUCGGCGCGCAGAGACGCUCAUUUUCAGCAAGCACGCAGUCAUCUCCGUCCGAAACAACAAGCUGUGCUUCAUGAUCCGGAUCGGCGACCUGAGGAAGAGCAUGAUCAUCAGCGCCACCGUGCGGUUGCAGGUGGUCAGGAGAAGCACCACCGAGGAGGGCGAGGUUCUGCCUCUGGACCAGAUCGACAUCCACAUGGAUAACCCGGUGGGCACCAACGGCGUCUUCCUGGUGUCCCCGCUGAUCAUCUGCCACGUGAUCGACAAGGACAGCCCCCUGUACGAGUUGUCCGCUUGUGACCUGCAGUACGACGACAUCGAGGUGAUCGCGGUGCUGGAAGGGGUGGUGGAGACCACGGGCAUCACCACCCAGGCCAGGACCUCCUACGUGUCGGAGGAGAUCCUGUGGGGGCAGCGCUUCGUGCCGACGGUCUCCGCGGAGGACGGCAUGUACGCCGUGGACUACUCCAAGUUCGGGAACACCACGAAGGUCCCCACGCCGUGCUGCAGCGCCAAAAAGCUGGACGAGGCGGGCGGCAUCGCUCGGUUUAAACUAAGCGAGGGCGUCACCUUGCGGUCGACUGUGAGAAGGCGGCGCGGCUCCGCGGGGCCCCGCAGGUCAAAGAAGGAGCCCGAGUGACCGCACGGCCCACGCCGUGCUGCAGCUGAUGAACGCGUGUGGUGGAGAAGCUCUAAUCAAUCAUCCUCAUGGGAUGUGCGUGUUUUCGUUCAGGGUCACAGAAUUGAGCCAGAAGGAAAAGGAAGUGCGGUUUGGUUGCAUCUGAUCGUUUUUUUAAAUCUAUAAUUAUGAGUGCGUGCAUGUUUUUAAAAGUAAUAAAGGUGAAUUAUUCA
Molecule: messenger RNA, 1675 nt
Organism: Pungitius pungitius (ninespine stickleback)
Lineage: Eukaryota; Metazoa; Chordata; Actinopteri; Perciformes; Gasterosteidae
Gene: kcnj11
Product: potassium inwardly rectifying channel subfamily J member 11
Exons: 1
Coding region: 300-1463 (387 amino acids)
Biological process (GO): potassium ion import across plasma membrane; regulation of monoatomic ion transmembrane transport
Cellular component (GO): plasma membrane
Molecular function (GO): ATP-activated inward rectifier potassium channel activity
Source: RefSeq, a predicted model, not a curated record